GUAGGUCUUUGCUUGCAGUCGUCGCAUCAUCUUCCCAGGCUCGCUUUGACAAGUGUUCAUGGUGGUGCCACCUCCCCCCACCCCUUCCUCAAUUCUUCUCCAUUAAUCUGCUUCCACUUCUACUCCUCUCUUCUCUUAGUUCUGCUGCCUACUUAUUUCCCAUUCCUCUCUCUUUCUCCGUGGCGGCCGCGCGGACACACUUCGCCUUGCAGGUUGGAUCGGCGGCGGGCGGCGGGCGGCGAAGCCGCGGGUUUUUGGGUCCGAGGUAUAGAUUUAUCGCAUUGCCCAGCACCAGCAGCAUAAUUUGAAUUGAUUCUGUUCAACCUUCUGACUGGGUAGAUUUGCGAUUAAACUUGCUCGUUGGUGCAUUGAAGGCCACAUCUGCGUUAUUGUCCUGCGUGGGACGUCAUGCGAGAUGUUUUUUUCUAGCAAUUGUUGUUGUCAGCUUUUACUCUUCAGGUUAGCGUGCCGUGGUUAUCAUCUUUGAGCCGCUAUUGUUGAACAGUUGAAGACCACAGAAUACGUUUUUUUUUUUUUGACGGGAUGAUUGAUCUUGUUUAUUUAAGAAUACUUGAAUGAAUCCCCUUAUUGCUUCAAUGAGAAUUGAAGCGGAUUCAGCUAUUAGGCACACAGGGUUACUGAUCUUUCUAGUCAGGGCAAAGCCACCCAGUUGAUACUUGCAAAAUGGGCUGCUUCACUAUUUUGAAGCAGAAUAAAAAGAAGAAAAAUUGGAGGUUUGCUAGCAAGAAAGCCCAGAAUUUGAAUGAGAGCACAGCUUCUACACUGCCCGAGCCGGACCGAGAUAGACCAUCUCUUCAGUCAGCCCCUCCGAGUUUCAGAAUUAGAACAAGAUCUGCGCAAUCUAUCAAUCAAUCACUAAAUGCCAGAGCUAGAGUAUUAUCAGCUCCUUGUAGCCUUCUUGUGGCAGAUCGGAAUGUUCUUGAAUUUGAUGAUCAAGCAGAGUGCAAGGGUCGCAGUCGGUCGGUCAAGGAUCAGCAUCUCUCAAAUCCUCUGCCUCUUCCCCUUCCCUCACCAUGCACCAACUCAGUCUUGAAGAAUUUCUCAAGUUUUAAGUCGAACCAACCAAUGGGUUCCAGCAACACUUCAGGCCCACUCCCAUUACCGCAAUCAAAGAAAGCGCUUCGGAAUUUUUCAUAUGAUGAGAUUUCAACUGCUUCGCAGCAUUUCUCACUUGAAUUUUGCAUCUCAGAAAGCAGCUCAUUUACAGUUUAUAAUGCAACUAUUGGAAGUGAUAUGACAACCUCAAAGAAGAUUGAAGCCACAGUUACUCGUUUACAGCAUAUCUCGCAGAAUUUGAAGGAAUUUGCGAGCGAGGUGAAUAUAAUAGCUUCCCUACAGCAUCCUAAUCUUUGCAAUUUAAUUGGGUACCAUGCUCAAGAGGGUUCUGAUGAGAGAAUGAUGAUCUAUGAGAGGCUCUAUCAUGGGAGUUUCGAUCGACUGCUUCAUGGAAGAUCAGAUGGUCCAUCAAUUGAUUGGCCUACAAGGAUAAAAGUGGCGCUCUGCGCUGCAAGAGGUCUUGCCUUCUUACAUGAAGAAGGCCCUUUUCAGGCUAUGUAUCAUGAAUUUUCUACCUCAAACAUACAAGUUGACAAGGAUUUCAGUGCAAAGCUCUCAGGGUAUGGAUGCGUCGGUUACUACAACCCAGACACAAGCAUAUCAAAUUCUUCUAUUGCCUCUGGAAAUCUAUCAGUGGAGACCUUGGAUAAAGGGUUACUGACCCCUAAAAGCAAUGUCUGGAGUUUUGGAGUUGUCCUUCUUGAAUUACUAACUGGAAGGAAGAAUCUUGAUGCUAGGUACCCUAAAGAGGAGCGCAAUAUUGUCAAAUGGAGCAAGCCAUUCCUUGCUGAUGAUUGCCGCCUAUCAUUUAUCAUGGAUCCUCGGAUCAAAGGACGGUUCCCUCCGAAAGCAGUACGAGCGGUUGCAGAUAUCCUAUUGAAGUGCCUUCAGAAGGACCCUUCAGAAAGGCCUACCAUGAGGGCUAUUGCUGAAUCACUGGAGAAUGUUCAAGAGAUCAAAUGUCCCAUUCGCUACCCUCUUCAAGAGCCAUCUGCAGUUUCCAGUAAACAGAUGCUGAAAUCUCGAACGAUAAAUGGCAUCAUUAUCCCUGCACCACCUCCAAAAGAUUCCUUCUCGAUGUCGCUUCACCUUCGAAGUUGUUCGACGACAGCUUCACUCGAAGAUAAUACGACAAGCAGCCCGAGGAAACCCCACUCACCGGUGUUACAUCGGUCGGCUAGAGUUGAAGGAUUCUAAUUGUCUAUAUACUAUAUAUUCUUUAUUCAAGUAUUCAUGGAUUCAUGUUUGAUGCUUUGUUUGUGAUUAUAAUGUGGCAUAACAUAUAAAGUAUUGAUGUGCCUGUUUCCAGAGAACAGAACAGAGUGAGAUAAUUUGUAGAUAGAAGAUGAGUGUCAGCUUGCAUACAAGCAGUUCUGUAGUAGGGAGUGCACUUUUGUUCAGCCUCUGUAAAUAAUAAAUGUGAUUCUCUCCUAUUAGCAAA
Messenger RNA from Zingiber officinale, 2518 nucleotides. Its product is annotated as probable serine/threonine-protein kinase PBL15. The coding region runs from base 685 to 2274 and encodes 529 amino acids. The record is from RefSeq and is a predicted model, not a curated record. The transcript has 7 exons. NCBI's taxonomy places the organism in Eukaryota, Viridiplantae, Streptophyta, Magnoliopsida, Zingiberales, Zingiberaceae. Gene Ontology annotation, biological process: protein phosphorylation. Gene Ontology annotation, molecular function: protein kinase activity; ATP binding.